This is a messenger RNA of Castor canadensis (American beaver), 1231 nucleotides long. NCBI's taxonomy places the organism in Eukaryota, Metazoa, Chordata, Mammalia, Rodentia, Castoridae. The record is from RefSeq and is a predicted model, not a curated record.
GAUAGCAAAGCCAUUGUGGAUGGGAACCUGAAGCUCAUCUUGGGUUUAGUGUGGACUCUGAUCCUCCACUACUCCAUCUCCAUGCCCGUGUGGGAGGAUGAAGGGGAUGACGAUGCUAAGAAGCAGACGCCAAAGCAGAGGCUGCUGGGAUGGAUUCAGAACAAGAUCCCCUACUUGCCCAUCACCAACUUUAACCAGAACUGGCAAGAUGGCAAAGCCCUUGGAGCCCUGGUAGACAGCUGUGCUCCAGGUCUUUGCCCAGACUGGGAGUCCUGGGAUCCACGAAAGCCUGUGGAUAAUGCACGAGAAGCCAUGCAGCAGGCCGACGACUGGCUGGGUGUCCCACAGGUCAUCACUCCUGAAGAAAUUAUUCACCCUGAUGUGGAUGAGCACUCCGUGAUGACAUACCUCUCCCAGUUCCCCAAAGCUAAGCUCAAGCCAGGUGCUCCUCUGAAACCCAAACUCAACCCAAAGAAAGCCAGGGCCUAUGGCAGAGGAAUUGAGCCCAUGGGAAACAUGGUGAAGCAGCCAGCCAAGUUCACUGUGGACACCAUCAGUGCUGGGCAAGGAGACGUGAUGGUGUUUGUCGAGGACCCAGAAGGGAACAAAGAAGAGGCACAAGUGACUCCUGACAGUGACAAGAAUAAGACGUACUCUGUGGAGUAUCUGCCCAAGGUCACCGGACUGCAUAAAGUAAGAUGAGGCAUUGUAACUGUGCUUUUUGGGCUUGCUUUGAUAACUGUAGAAGAAGAAUGGUCUUGGUGGUGGUGGUUGUCAUUUUGCAGUGCUGGGAUUGAACACCCGGGACCUCUCACACAUUAGGAAAGUGCUACACCUGAGUUACUCCUCCAGUCCCAAGAGUGGUUUUCUGAUUACUGAAGUAUCCAUGCUCUUGAGAAGGUUUGGAAUCCCUAUGAAUUGAACUUGAGACAUGAGCUAACGCAUCUCCAUUGGCUAAAUUCCACAGGGAGGUUCUUAGUAAUGUCAUAAGAUUUUCUAACUCCGUAUGGGCACCUGGUGGUACAGCUAUAGGCCUGGAGUGUAGAUGCUGUCGUGACCACACUGUGGUCUCUGUCCUUAAUACUUCCUUAAGUAUUCUCCUUUGAGGUGGUCUGAAGCUUUGAAGCCAAGGAUAAAGGAGCCCAGCUAACUGUAGUGGAGGAAGUGACUCACAAAGUAUCUGGGAGGUGACAGCGAUCAAACCCCAGGCCCUUCAUCUCUGUGUCAUAUU